AUAAAUACAACUAGCUGGCAAUAAAACCGAGAGUCAAAAGAAAUUUGCGCUAUGGACUUAAAAUUAAUUAUCAUGUGUCUUUUCGUCAGUACGUAUGCACAGCAGUAUGAUACUGAAGAGAAACCAGGCAGAUGCCCCUCACCAUAUCUUAGAAGGCUUUGCUUUUGUGUUUCGCGACAUCCGGAAUGUUACAGUGACUACGACUGCCCUGAAAGACAAAAGUGUUGUGACCAGGGGUGUGGGUGUCCGCAGAGGUGUGUAAACCCAGUCCGAAGACCAGACAGACAAGGAAAACACAUAACGUGUUACCAGCCAAAAGAGGUUGGACUUUGUAGAGCAGCAAUCCGAAGAUGGUGGUAUAACAGACGAACCAAACAGUGCGAGACAUUUAUCUACGGUGGUUGUGGGGGAAAUGGAAACAAUUAUAAGACAAAAAGACAAUGCGAACAGCGCUGCAAACGAGCCAAUAGUUACCUCCCCGGCCGUCGUUAACAGCUACAACACAAGGAAUGACGACUUCAACAUCUAUGAAUAAAUUGC
This is a messenger RNA of Magallana angulata, 540 nucleotides long. Its product is annotated as eppin-like. The transcript has 5 exons. The record is from RefSeq and is a predicted model, not a curated record. Gene Ontology annotation, molecular function: serine-type endopeptidase inhibitor activity. Gene Ontology annotation, biological process: negative regulation of peptidase activity. The coding region runs from base 52 to 492 and encodes 146 amino acids. NCBI's taxonomy places the organism in Eukaryota, Metazoa, Mollusca, Bivalvia, Ostreida, Ostreidae. Gene Ontology annotation, cellular component: extracellular region.